CCUCAUGUGUCCCCCAGGGGGUGCAGUUGCCAUGGAUUUGUAACCCGCAGCUCAGGUGUACGGAGGUGCAGCGGCUCGGGUUUUUCCGGCGCGUCUCGGCAGCCGAUCCGUGGCGUGGAUGUGGGAAUGCGGUUGCCGGUGGCUGUGGGCAUUUGUGGACGCUCAGCAGAGAUGUGCGCACGGGGAAGGGAGCACACCGCGGCUGGUUGUCCUGCUGCUUAGCCGGCUGUGUCGCGGGGAUGCGGGUGGGAACCCUGGACGGCGGGGUGUAUCUGAAACCGGGACGGCAGUCCGUUUCUCUCCCCCCCUGCUCGUUCUUUGUAUAUUUUUAUUUGGGGGGUGGGAGGAUUGAGAGAGGAGCUCAGGAUUCCCCAACAGCACCAUGGAGACGCGCAUUGCAGACAACUGUGAAAGGUGACAGUGGAAAUGAAGUUCAAAACAUUUGAUGAGCGGCUGUAAGUCUUUCUCCAGAGCUCCAGAGCACAAACUACUGGAAAGACUUAACUGCAUCAAGGUGCCUUUAUGAAGCUCUGAGUCCUUUUUCUUUGCAGCGUUUGUGACACAAACCCCAUCACCAUGUUCUACGGUUCUUCCUCUGGGGCCAGUAUGUCCCUGCCGUCCAAGAGCCGCCUGAAACGCCAGAGCAGGACCUUUACUCAGGUCUUGUACCGCACACUGAGUUACAGAGACAGAGUCCCUGCAGAAGCUGGAACGAACACCCGUUGCGACCGGCGUUCUACCACUGAACCCCCAGAGCGGCCAGCAGACGACCCAGCUGAACUCUCCACACAGAGUUCGGCCCCGGGGGUGCUGAAGAUAUUUGGAGAUGAAAUCUGUGCUGGUGCCAACUACAAGAGCGUCCUGGCCACGCCGCGCUCAAGUGCUCAGGAACUUGUGAAAGAAGCACUUGAGCGUUACUCGCUCAACAAAGAUGCAGCUCGUUCUUAUGUGCUGUGUGACGUGAUUGGGCGUCUAGAAGAUGGAGGUGGGAUCACAACAGGAGCAGUGUGGCGGACUGAGUGCCUGCGAGCCCUGGGAGAUAACGAGAAGCCGCUGUUGCUCCAGGAACUAUGGAAACCCAGAGAGGGCCACGCUCGAAGAUUUGAGCUGCGUAGGAGAGCAGAGGUUGAGGAACUCAAUGCCAAGGACAAGGACACCGUCACUGCUGGGCCCAGAACCCCCCAAUUCCUGAUGGCACUAAUGGGUCGGUCUGGGCUGGGCAAACACAAGAGCUCCCCUCUGCGGUCUGGUCGAGUUGUACAGUCCAGUUCUAAAGACAUUAAUGCUCAGGCCCGUAAGCUCCAGAGGAACAGGGCAAAGGGGACACUGACCCUUCCUCGCUCCAGCAACUCCCUGUUUUGCCGCAGCCUUAGUGAAACCAGCCUGAACCAGGUUGGAGUCGGUGAGGAACCCAAGCGUUUUUACUCCACCCUACCCGGGCCAAUCAGGGGCCGAGAACGAGAAGGAGCAUCCAGCAGCCGCACGAAGGAGGAGGGAGGAGGGGUGAGGCACUCUCUGUAUCAGUCCCCUCACCUGUUGCUACUGCAGGGGUACAAUCGACAAGACUGCUUGGUGUACCUGUUGAACAGAGAGCAGCACACAGUCGGCCAUGAGACGCCGUCUGCUCGCCCCAACAUCUGUCUCUUCUCCCCUGACAUCCUGCCUCUGCACUGCCGCCUGCGCCGAGUCCCCAUUCCCCGGCGCUAUGCCAACCACAUGAACAAGGGGGAGGAGCAGUCGGAGAGUCAGCGGUUCUGCGUGGCUGUGGAGCCAGUGCUCAACGCUACGGUUCUGGUGAACUUCUCCCGUUGUGAGCGCUCCACCACGCUGCGUCACGGCGACCUUCUCUCCUUUGGAGCACAUUACAUCUUUCUUUAUAAGGACCCUACAGGUGCCAAGCCCCUGCCUGCACAAACCUUGGCUCGCCUACGCUCGCUGGGGCAGCUUUACGACACAGAGGCAGACGAAGGAGAGGGCGGGGCUGCCGUUUGUAAAAUGUGCGGCUCUGCACUGAAGGACAAAGCUGCACAGGUGUCAAGUAUGCCAGCAGGAAGACGGAGUUUCAAACCCCACCUGCUAAAAUCUCGUAAUGUGGGGACAACAGCAGGAGGGCCCCCUACUUUGUCCGGAGGUGACGGAGGAAGAGGAGGUGGAGGGUGUCAAAAAAGGAGGCUGCAGCUUGAGUUUGACCAGGCACAUGAAGACCAGCUGUUGAACAGAAUCGUGUCUCUCAUUGAACCAGGAGGAGACGACCACAAGCUGACGCCAGCAUACCUGCUGUGUAUGUGCAUACAACACUCUGCCUCAGCCUUUCCUCCAGGGAGUUUUGGAAAACUGCUGCUCAAAAUCGUCCGUCGGAUCCAAAGCAUUGCAUGGGAAAAGACAAAGGAGCUGGCUCAAAAGCAAGCUCAGCAUCAGGAUCCAGCCACCCUGUCUCUACUCAGCAUCUCAGACCUGAUCCCGGAUCUGCAGACCAUCUUCUUCUGGAUGUCCAACUCCAUUGAGAUCCUCUACUUUAUUCAGCAAAGAGCCCCAGCCUACACUCACAACAUAGAGACACUUCAAGGGUCAAAAGAGUCCUUGCUAUCAGCAACCAUAUCAGCUAAUGAGGAAGCUAUGACUAUCCUGGAAGAAGUUAUUAUGUACACUUUCCAGCAGUGUGUCUAUUAUAUCACUAAGGCUCUCUAUGUAGUACUACCAGGUUUGUUAGAUUGUAAUCCGUUCCCCUUGGACAGCUCUGAUCCCUGCUGGAAAGGAGGUGUCGGGUUUCCUGAACCUGUACGCAGGAUCCUGCAGGUGUUGCAGAGUGCACAGGAGCUUCUGCAAGGCUACCAGGUUCACCCGGAGAUCCAGGCUCAGAUGUUUGCAUACCUGUUCUUCUUCUCCAACGUCUCCCUGUUUAACCAGCUGAUGGACAAAGGUCCAUCUCGAGGGUGGUUCCAGCAUUCAAAGGCACUGCAAAUUCAAGCUUGUUUGCGAAUGGUCAUGGAAUGGGCAAGUAGGUCUGGUCUGGGACAUUUGGCCGAGAAGUUCUUUGCCAAACUGAACAGCGCUGUGUCCGUGGUCGCCAUGCCCCCCCAGCAGCUGACACAGAUGAGCUGGCGGGCACUGACGAGUGAACACCCAACUCUAAAACCAGUCCAGCUUCACCGGAUCCUCAUUCAGCACCAGCUCACAGCAGAGGUGGGCCCUGUCCAAAUAUGGCAACCCAGCAGUGAGGAUGAGCCGUACAUUUACAGAACAGUUGACCUUCUGGAAAGCUUUGAGAAUCAUCCUCCCAUCGUGCUGCCCAGCUCUGGGUUCAGGGUGGACCUGGAGAGCGAGUCCGUCGAGGACAGCAUCUACAGACAACUGCUUUACGUCCGCCACUACCUGUGGGGGCUCCGCACCAAGCCACAAACACACAGCGGCGUUCCCGGAGCGCACACGCAAUCCAACGGAACCAACACCGCCGACUGGCCGGAGGUUCAGAGGGAGCUGCUGCCUGCAGCCCACAGCAGUCCCCGCUCUGCUGCUCCUGCUGCUUCAGCUGGAGAUGAGGGGGCAGCAGAGAAGGAGGAGCGAGGACGCGAUCGAGCACCGGCACAAAUGCACACACACAGCCUCAGAAGAAAUGGCACACUUCACCACCCUCGAGCAGCAAAUCCCGACCCGUCCUGCCUCCUGACCCCACCCAACACGCCCUUGUACCCAGAGGGUGGAGGAGCGGGGCCUGGGCCAGCCGCCAGUACCAACGGCUGCUCCGGCAGAACCGUUGCAGAAUGUAAAAAGACCAACGGGCUCAUCUCCAAUGGGCUUGAAGGGUGUAUUAGUGGGUGUGAGUUUCCUUUCCCUGUCUCCUCCUCUGGAGCCCCUUCCCUUCCUGAUGACUUGUGUGUGGUGUUUGUAGUGGAGCUGGAUAAAGGACCUUAUGGACUCGGCAUGGGACUCAUUGACGGACUGCAUACUCCUCUCAAUGCUCCUGGCAUUUACAUCCGGACUCUGAUUCCGGAUGGACCUGCUGCUUCUGACGGCAGACUCAGGAUCGGUGAUCGCAUUCUUGCCGUGAAUGGGACCAGCCUGAUCGGAGCAGACUACCAGAGCGCUGUGGAUCAGAUCCGUAUGGGUGGGGGUCGAUUGCGUUUCCUAGUAGCCAAGUCAGAUCCAGAAGUCUCAGAGAAGAUCAGCGCCUCCUCCUGCUGACGGCCUUUGCCUCCCAGCUGGCACGCACAAAAUGGUUGGAAGAACAUCGCAGUUCAACAGUAAACCUACCGUCACCUGAAUGUGAACCAACAUAAAGCUAAGCACUCCAGCAGAGAGAGCAUGUCAUGGUACCUCUCCACACACUUCCCUCGAGCCACUUUGGUUCAACGCAGGAUUUGGAACACACUCAGUUUGUGGUCUAACCAGCUCUCAUAUGCAGUCUGAUGUCAUCUGAAGCACAGUGGAUCCAUCCGCGUCAGCCUCUGGCACACAUGGGACUUUUUCACCUCCUGAGAAUAGUUUCUGCUCACUUUCAAAGCCGUGUCUCCUUACAAUUCUGAAAGCGUUUGCUUCCAUAAGAGCACAGCCUUGGUGAAUGCUGAAUGUUUCCCUCAGUGCUUUAAGAGUCCGAUGUUUUCUCAACCUGUUCUAUAGGAACCCCCAUCACCUCUGCGUCUGUAAAGCAAACUUUUCUGGUUGAAUGUUUUUUAUGUAUGGAGGCAAAAGUACAAAACAAAUUCCAAAAGUUUUAACCUCAUUCAGCUCUAAAUGACGACCUGAGAAUCUUCGUGCUCUGAAAGAGCAUGCAGCUUUUUUGAGACAUUUUAAACGAACGCUUCAUCACGUCUAGUCCUUUUGAGCCUGAUGUGUACAAAGCUCUGCAGUAUCGAUUCAAGUUUGUAACAUAUUUUGAAGUUGAGAGAAGAUGUUUUGAAAUAAAAUGUGUUUUUCUUGA
Messenger RNA from Oryzias latipes (Japanese medaka), 4918 nucleotides. RefSeq names its product Ras association and DIL domains (gene radil). Gene Ontology annotation, biological process: substrate adhesion-dependent cell spreading; neural crest cell migration; signal transduction. Gene Ontology annotation, cellular component: microtubule. The record is from RefSeq and is a predicted model, not a curated record. Gene Ontology annotation, molecular function: GTPase binding. Lineage: Eukaryota; Metazoa; Chordata; Actinopteri; Beloniformes; Adrianichthyidae.